Messenger RNA from Carassius carassius (crucian carp), 725 nucleotides. RefSeq names its product glutamyl-tRNA amidotransferase subunit C (gene gatc). Lineage: Eukaryota; Metazoa; Chordata; Actinopteri; Cypriniformes; Cyprinidae. Gene Ontology annotation, molecular function: glutaminyl-tRNA synthase (glutamine-hydrolyzing) activity. Gene Ontology annotation, biological process: regulation of translational fidelity; mitochondrial translation; glutaminyl-tRNAGln biosynthesis via transamidation. The record is from RefSeq and is a predicted model, not a curated record. Gene Ontology annotation, cellular component: mitochondrion; glutamyl-tRNA(Gln) amidotransferase complex.
AAAACGUCCGGAAAAGCCGAGGCUUUUUGGUAUGAGGUCUCUAAUUAUGUGUCCUUCCCAAUACAGACAUUCUUAUAGUCGCGUUUUCAUUCUGUUUAAUUGACUCUAAUCGCACGGUAAGGUGAAAUACUUAAGAACAUAAUUUAAACAUGUUCUGUAAAUGUGCAGCGCGAGCUUCAAAGGCGCUGCGGCCUAUGAGUCCUCGGUGUGGCGUGUUGACGCUGCCCGCUUUAAGCGUGCGUUGGACAUAUAAACGGGAAUCAAGUAACUCUGCCUGGAAUUCCAAGGUUCCUCAGAGACCCACAUGGGAACCCGUGGCUGAAAAUCAACUUCCACCGCCAACAAGAGUCUUGCCAGAUUUAGUUGACAAAUUGGAGAGAUUAGCCCUUGUUGACUUUGGCAGCAAAGAAGGGGUGGACUGUCUGGAGAAAGCCAUUCGUUUUUCUGAUCAACUUCAUGUCAUUAAUACUGAUGGUGUGGAUCCGAUGGAUUCGGUUCUAGAGGACAGAGUACUGUAUUUGAGAGAUGAUAUGAUAACAGAGGGUGAAUGUGGGGAGGAGCUGCUCCAGCUUGCCAAACACACAGUAGAGGAGUACUUUGUUGCACCUCCAGGAAACAUCCCACUACCUAAAAGAGAAGAGAGAUCUGCUAUGCUUAAACACGCAGAAUUUUGACUGAAAUGUAACAUUGACUCUGAAUUGCAUUAUAAUAAACAUUUAUUUUUA